UCUAAUGAUCAGUCCUGGAUAAACUUGAUAUGUUAGCAAGUGUAGAAUACAUUUCUCUCCCCCUCUCUCUCUCUCCUCUUCACACACUUAGGGGCCCUUCUCGGCUGGCCUAUGCUGCUGCUAUAUACUAUACAAACAAACCAGUAUGCUAGCACUCAUUGUGUUUAUCUCUCUUUUUUCUUUUUCUGAAAUGACCCUCAUAUCCUUCUUGAAUGAUACUCUAUCAUGUAAACCUAUUGGUGCUAUCCGCUAGCAUACUUGAUAUCGGCGGCAUACCUAUCCCUCUCCCUAUAUAUAUAUUUGGUUGAUUUUCGUAGUGAUCCCUCCACUCCACUGCAUGCUUGUUUAAAAGAAAGGUAGAGAUCAGAGCUGAAGACAAUGGCGCAUGUUACUGAUAUCACUUCAGCUGAUGAUAUUAUUGUAAGAGAAGAUAAGACCAAGGGAGGUGAUGCAGUAUUGGUGACGGAGUCCAUCGAGAAAGACAUUAAGAAGGUUCCUCCCUUGCCAUCUAAUCGCAGCAUAUACCGAGUUCCCAAGCCUCUGUUCAAAACAAAACCAGAAGCCUACAUACCUCGCAUGGUCUCCAUCGGCCCUUUUCACCGUUACAAGAAACAUUUAAAGCCCAUGGAAGCACAUAAGUUGCGGUAUCUUCAUGAUUUUCGAACCCGCCCCGAAUCUCAGGCAACCUUGGAGGAUUAUGUUAAGGAUAUGACAAAAUUGGAAGACAGAGCUCGGCAAUGUUACUCCGAAAUCGUCCGACUCAAAUCUGAAGGUGAAUUUGUGAAAAUGAUGGUAACUGAUGGUUGCUUCAUACUUGAACUCAUCCUUAGAUUUGCAGAACAGCGCGAUGAUCCAUUAUUGAAUGCGAAGUGGAUGCUUCAUGUUAUAAAGUGCGACCUGAUUCUACUAGAAAAUCAACUUCCCUUCUUUGUUCUCCAGCGUCUAUAUGAACUAUUCACAGGGACUCCUAAUUCUAAUGAACUUGAUACGCUCAUGUUUCGUUUCUUCCAAUAUGUUGUGCCACAAUCCAGAAGCAAUAGACCCGAAAGAAAUUUAUCUGGUAAUUUAACAAAGAAGAUCUUUGAUUUCUGUGUUAUAAGGAGGUCGUCAUCGAAGAAAGAUAAAGAAGAGUUAGUCCAACCAUUAAUCGGGAAGGCAGAGGAAGAAUAUGCAGAAACUCCAGAUCUAGCAGUACUGGAAGAAACUGAAGAAAAAUUUGGGGCCUCAAGCAGGAUAGUGGAGGAAGGACAAGGAGGACCUCCAGCACUAAGGCCCUCAAUGAGGAUGGCGGAGGAAGGACAUGGAGUAACUAUAGAAGUAAGGGAAAAGCCUGAAGAAAAAUUUAGAGCCUCAAGCAGGAUUGCGGAGGAAGGACAUGGAGUUCCAACACUAAGGCCCUCAAUGAGGAUGGCAGAGGAAGGACAUGGAGUAACUAUAGCAGUAAGGGAAAAGCCUGAAGAAAAAUUUGGACCCUCAAGCAGGAUAGCGGAGGAAGGACAUGGAGUUCCAACACUAAGGCCCUCAAUGAGGAUGGCGGAGGAAGGACGUGGAUUUCCAGCACCAAGGCCCUCAAUGAGGAUGGCGGAGUUCCAAGCAAAGCAUUUGCUUGAUUUUGUACGAAAUUCACUCCUCCGAUCAUUAACGAAAACGAAGCGUGGAAAAUAUGUGUACUCCCGUUGUGCAACAGAGCUCAAAGAGGCCAACGUCAAGUUUGAGAAGAAGGAGAUGGCAAGUUUGUUGGACAUAACAUACGAAAAAGGAUUGUUGAAAAUUCCGACCAUUAAGAUUCAGGAUGGGACAGAGUCUCUGCUUCGAAAUAUCAUUGCCUUCGAGCAGUAUGGUCAAGAUAUGUGCAUCACAGACUAUGCUUUCUUUAUAGACGGUCUCAUCAACUCUCAUACGGAUGUGGAGUUGCUUGAAAAAAAGGGAAUUAUUGAUAGAUUUCUUGGUGAACCAAAAGAGGUGGCUACUUUAUUUAACAGUCUUCUCAAAGAUGUUACAACAGAAUCUGGAGAGUAUCAAUUCUGGGAUGUUUAUGAUGGAUUGGAGCGUUAUUACUUGAUGCCAUUCCACAGAUGGAAGGCAAAUUUAAUGCUCAAUUAUUUUAGCAAUCCAUGGGCAUCCAUUGGAUGCAUUGCUGCAUUGGUUCUCUUCGCCAUUGCUGUUUUUCAGGCCGUUUGUUCCAUCCUAAGUCUCACUACAUGAACUGAGUCUUUGUAUGUGUCUAGCUAUGACCCUGUUGAUCGAUGAAUCUUGGCCUUUUUAUAUGUUUAAGGUUGUUAUUACCAUUUAUACUAUGUACCAGACAGUAGUGUUUGUUAUAAUAUGUUCCAAGUUUUAUGAGUAGGAUCGAUAUGUAAUAAUACCAUCCCAUAAAUAAAUUCGUAAGUAUGGUUUUAUGUUUUA
Molecule: messenger RNA, 2406 nt
Organism: Macadamia integrifolia
Lineage: Eukaryota; Viridiplantae; Streptophyta; Magnoliopsida; Proteales; Proteaceae
Exons: 2
Coding region: 379-2205 (608 amino acids)
Source: RefSeq, a predicted model, not a curated record